AUGAUACCUCGGAGUAUAUUCUUGCUUCCCAUACUGCUAUUUUCAUUACAAGGAUAUAUUUGUGCGUCAUCCAUCUUGAUGGGAACAUCAAAAAACGGGUUUAAUGAAAAUCGACAGAAAAGAGCUCUUUUAGCAGCACAGUUUGAAGCAACUUCUCCAAGAUAUUUUUUCCAUGAAGCUAUUAACUGGGGAGAAAGCAAAAUAAAAGGUUCUUGUCCUCAUGAAUGCCUUAAUGGAGCUUUCUGUUCUAAGACUGGUACAUGUGACUGUCAAAUAUUUCAGGCUCUUGGGACGAGGUGCCAGAUUGUCCCAAACAUGGGCAGUGGCAGAGAUGGGAUUUGCAAAACUUGGGGACAGUAUCAUUUCGAAACAUUUGAUGGCAUCUAUUAUUACUUCCCAGGAAACUGUUCUUACAUUUUUGCAAAGGACUGUGGUAAUUUGGAGCCUCGGUACACUGUAUGGGUUCAUAAUAGUCCUAAAUGCCUUGGUUCAGUGUAUUUUUGUUAUCGGUCAAUCAGCUUGUUCUUUUCAAACCAAGAAGAAAUUAAAAUUUAUGGUCAUGAAAUAAAAAAGAAUGGAAUCAGUUUAACAUUGCCUCAGACAAUUGGACAGGUUUUCAUCGAGAAACUAGCUGACUACAUUUUGGUGAAAACAAGCUUUGGCUUUUCUUUGGCCUGGGAUGGAAUAUCUGGAAUUUACCUGAAACUGUCUGACGAGCAUAAAGGGAAAUCAUGUGGUUUAUGUGCAAACUACAAUGGCAUUCAAUCUGAUGAUUUCAUAAUUCAGGAAGAGGACUAUACAGAAGACAUUGCUAUGUUUGCAAAUAGCUGGUUGGUGCAAAUGCCAGAUGACAUCAGAUGUGUACCCACACCCUCAGAUUUUCCAAAUCCAUGCUCCAGUGGAAUGCCAGCAUUUGAGGCCAUAUUCUUCAAGUGUCAGAUACUGUUGCAGUUUCCUUUUCUAAGCUGCCAUGAAUAUAUCGAUCCAUAUUUGUAUAUUGCCAGCUGUGUGAAUGAUCUUUGCAAAACUGAUGAUGAUGAAACCUAUUGCCGAGCAGCCACUGAGUAUGCUAGAGCCUGUUCUCAUGCUGGCUACCCUAUUCAGGACUGGAGAGAUGACUUUCCAGCGUGCACUGAUAGAUGCGAUGAUAGCUUUGUCCAUCGGGAUUGUAUCAGCUGUUGCCCACCAACCUGCACUUUUGAGAAGCAAUGUCUUGGGAGCAAUCUGCAUUGUCUUGAUGGCUGUUACUGCCCAGAUGGCCUCAUAAUGGACAAUGGGACUUGUAUCUCCUUGGAAAACUGUCCAUGUAGUUUUCAUGGAUUAGCUUAUUCUGUUGGUUCAAAAAUUGAGCAAGAAUGUACUGAAUGUGUCUGUGUUGGUGGAAUUUGGAACUGCACUGAACAUGACUGUCCAGUUCAAUGCUCAGUUGUGGGCGAUUCUCAUUUUACAACUUUUGAUGGCCGACAUUAUUCUUUUAUUGGCAUGUGCCAGUACAUCCUUGUGAAAGGGACGGGAAAAGAUAAAUUCACAAUUACUUUACAGAAAGCUCCCUGUGAGCAGAACCUUGGCUUGGUCUGCCUUCAGUCUAUAACUCUAAUUCUGGAAGAUGAUUUUAACAAACAAGUGACCCUUAGUAGGGGAGGACAAAUCCUCACCAGUCCUAACCAUGGCUUCAAUCUUAAUGGACUUGUUGAAAUUCAAACUCUGUCAUCCUUAUUUAUACUCCUAAAAACAACAUUUGGUUUAAAGAUACUGUUUGCUAUAGAUGGGGAAAGAAUUUAUAUUCAGCUCACUAGUGCAUGGAAAAGAAGAACAUUAGGUCUGUGUGGCACUUUUAAUGGGAACAUAAGGGAUGAUUUUCUUUCUCCAUCAGGCAUGAUAGAAGGCACUCCACAACUUCAUGCAAAUGCAUGGAGAGUUUCUUCCACUUGUUUUGCGCCUGUUCAUGUCCCAGUGGUGGACCCCUGUAACAUUAAUCAACAAAACAUUGGGUAUGCAGCACACUGUGAUGUCAUCCACCAGGCGCUCUUCACUCCUUGCCACAUCUACGUCAGCCCAGGGCUGUACUAUCAGUUGUGCCGUCACGAUGCUUGUAAGUGUGGAAGCGCCUGCCUCUGCAACGCUCUUGCUCACUAUGCCUACCUCUGUGGCCAGCGCGGUGUUCCCAUCGACUUUAGAGCUCAGAUUUCAUUCUGCGCCGUGGUGUGCCAGAAGGGGAUGUUGUACCAGCACUGUGCCUCGUUCUGCCGCCGCUCCUGCACGUCUCUCGCUUCCCCAGAGCAGUGUAACGAUGACUGUGCCGAAGGCUGUAACUGUCCUGAAGGCAAAUUUUACGAAGACACACUUAGCUUCUGUGUACCCAUAUUUCACUGCCGGUGUCAUUAUAGGGGCAGCAUUUAUCAACCUGGAGAACUCAUUCCAACACCUUCAGGCUUAUGCCAGUGUUCUAAUGGGACUGUGGAAUGUGAUGAAUCAGCAACGCCCUCUACUGUUCAAGUCUGCCCAGAGGGAAAACAGUACUUUGACUGCAGAUUUCCUGACCCUGAAUUGCCGGCUGGCGGUAUAAACUGUGAGACCACGUGUGCAAACCUGGCCAUGAAUUUCACCUGUGCCCCAUCCUCACCCUGUAUAAGUGGCUGUGUCUGUGCUCCAGGAAUGGCAGAGCACAAAGGGAAGUGCUAUGUCCCUGAAAGCUGUCCAUGUAUCUGGAAAGAUUGGGAGUACCUCUCAGGAGAAGUGAUUGCUACACCAUGUUAUACCUGUGUCUGUCGACGAGGAAUGUUCAACUGCACAUAUUAUCCGUGCCCAGCAGUGUGUACAAUUUAUGGAGACAGGCAUUAUCAUUCUUUUGAUGGAUUGGAAUAUGACUAUAUCAGUGAUUGCCAAGUCUUUUUGAUAAAGAGUACAGAUGAUUCGGAUAUUUCUGUCAUUGCCCAGAACAGGAAAUGCUUUGACAACGUUAUUGUUUGUUCUAAAAGUGUUUUGAUUUCAGUUGGGGACACUGAAAUUUAUCUGAACGACACUCCUUACAAACAGAAACGAUCAGGUUUUUUUCUGGAAAAUAAAUCCACAUACCAGCUUUGGAAGGCUGGGUACUACAUUGUAGUGUACUUUCCAGAGAAAGAUAUCACUAUUCUUUGGGAUAAGAAGACAACUAUUCAUAUCAAAGUUGGACCACAGUGGAAGAACAAAUUAUCAGGAUUGUGUGGAAAUUUUGACAAAUGUACUUCUAAUGAUAUGACCACAUCAAAUAAUUUAGAAGUGAGAAAUGCUCAGGUGUUUGGAGAUAGUUGGGCAUUAGGACAGUGUGAAACUCCAAAUGAAACGAUUAAACCCUGUGAAGCACAUCAAAACAAAUUUCCUUAUGCCAAGAAAGAAUGUUCCAUUUUGUACAGUGAUGUUUUUGCUCCUUGUCGCAAUGUGAUUGAUGUUACUUCUUUUGCCAAGAACUGCCAUGAGGACACGUGCAACUGUAAUCUUGGUGGGGACUGUGAAUGCUUAUGCACUAGUAUAGCAGCAUAUGCAUACAAGUGCUGUCAGGAAGGAGUAUCCAUUCACUGGAGAACAUCUACUGUUUGUUCACUUGAUUGUGAAUAUUACAAUGAAGGACUUGGAGAAGGACCAUAUAUGCUGGCAAGUUACGGGCAGAGUGGCCUUGUUCUUGGAGCCAAUAUGACCAGUAGAAGCAUUUUCUCUUUGCCAAGAAGUAGUAUUAAUGGCAAUUUAUUUUUUAAUUUUAUGAUCACUCCAGGCCUUUUCAAAGAGAAGACAUCAUCUUUGGCACUUGUUUCCUUGGAAUCUGCCGAAAGGCCAAAUUACUUUCUCUGUGUCCACGACAAUGACACUCUUAGUUUGGAGCUGUGGGAGGCAAAUUCAGCUUUUCAUCGGAGAGCAACAUUUUUCCAUCAUCAGGGCCUCUGGAUUCCUGGUUACAGUGCAUUUGAAUUAUAUAGCAAGAAAGGCUUUUUCAUCACAUUCACAGAUUCUGGUGUUAAAGUAUCAAAAUAUGAUGAUUCUGAAGAAUUUAAACAUUCGAGUAGCUUCAGCAUAGAAGAAAUCCAGGCAGCUGUGCCUUACAGGAGGAUGUGUGAAUGGAGAUACGAACCUUGUACCACUCCUUGUUUUAAAACAUGUAGUGACCCUGAAGCACUAGCAUGCAAAUUUCUUCCACCAAUCGAAGGAUGUUUGCCCUACUGCCCUAGGAAUAUGAUUCUUGAUGAGGUCACCCUCAAAUGUGUUUAUCCAGGAGACUGCAUACCAGUGCUUCCCACAGAACCAGCAUUAAUGCCUCCAGGUAAGCCAUCUAUAUCCAUGUUUAUAGGUCCAGAAACAAUAACUCCGUCAGACAUGCUAACACCAACGACAGGUCUGGAAUGUGAGCUUCAGCAAUUUGAUCCUGUUUAUAAUUGUAGCCAAUAUAUAUGCCUUGAUAUGGAGUGGAAGUUAUACAAUUGGUCUCUUAAUUGCCCGAAAGAUGUGACAAUGCCUGACUGUGGUUUCCGGGGAAGGCCUGUUCAAGUGAACAGUGAUAUCUGCUGUCCAGAGUGGGAAUGUCCUUGUCGGUGUUCCAUCUUGUCAGAAUUGAGUAUUAUUACAUUUGAUGGAAACAAUGCAGCAUUAUAUAGUAUGGCUUCUUACAUCUUAAUAAGAAUUCCUGGGGAGAUUAUAGUUGCUCAUAUUGAAAAAUGUUCGAUGAAUCAGAAUGGAAACUCAUUUAGAAAACUAUCUUCCUCUGGAAGAAUUUCUGGACUUUGUUUCAAGAAGUUAAAUGUGACAACACCUAUAAGUAAACUCCUUGUUGAUCGGCUAGCAAGAAAGGUAGAAGUGGAUUCUAUUGCUGUGCCUUUGCCUUUUUCAAAUCAAGAACUGUCCAUAGAAGAUUCUGGUUCAAUGUAUGUGGUUACUACUCCAGCUGGACUGAUUAUAAAGUGGACUCAUCUUACAGGAAUCCUAGAUAUUCAUUUUGGUUUCCAAUUUAACUUGUCAUCCUACACAGAAGGACUAUGUGGGAUUUGCAAUGAUGAUCCAGAUGAUGACCUAAAGAUGCAAAAUGGUACAAUUAUUACAAAUUUGGAAGACAUAGAAUUAUUUAUUGAGAGCUGGGAAAUCGAGAAAUCACUUGAAGUAACAACAAGAAGACCUGCUAGGAAUUGUACUGAGCAUGAUUGCAGUCACUGCAUUGAGUUAUUAAAUCGAAGAGUUUUCAUUCCAUGCCAUGAUAAAGUUUCACCGAAGGACUUCUGUGAAAAGAUGUGGAUCAAUUAUACCUAUUUUUGGAACUAUGAAUGUGAUGCCCUUUCUGCUUAUGUGGCUCUGUGUAACAAUUUUGACAUCUGUAUUCAGUGGAGGACACCUGAUUAUUGCUCUCUGAGCUGUCCAGAGGGAAAGGAAUAUCAACCUUGUGUUCGACCUUGUGAAGCAAGAACGUGCCUCAAUCAAUGGUUCUAUGGACACUCUCCAUGUGUAAACUUAAGAGAAGAUUGUGUGUGCAAAAAUGGAACUAUUCUCCACAGGCCAGAGUCAACUCAGUGCAUUCUGGAGAAAGAAUGUGCAUGUACUGAUAGUGAAGACCAACCGCGUACUGCUGGGGAGAUUUGGAACGGAGGUGUGGAUGAAUGUGCCUUAUACCAGUGUUUGGAGAAUGGAAGCAUUAUUUCUGUAGAGCCUGACUGCGAGGAAGAACCUUCACCCGUCUGUGAACGAGAAGCUGAAGUUGUCCUGGGCAUCAUUGAUAAGUGGACCUGCUGUUUGCAGGAAGUCUGCGGAUGUGACAUGACUUUGUGUGAAGCUACUAUCCCAUCGUGCACAGAUAGUCAAAAAUUGAUUGUGGGCCAUAGCCUUCUUUCAUGCUGUCCUCAGUAUAAAUGUGAAUGUGACCCAGUGAAAUGCCCCAAUGUGUCAACACCAGAAUGCAGGGAAGACCAAUUCAUGAUUCACGUUCAAGAGGGAGAACCUUGCUGUUUCUCUCCACUCUGUAUUUGUGAACCGUGCACUGAACCUAUUCCACUAUGUACUGAUGGGGAAUUUCUCACAGUGGAUCUUAAUACCACACACUUCUGUUGUCCUUGGUAUUAUUGUGUUUGUGAGCCAAAUCUCUGUCCUGUGCCACUACUCAACUGUGCAGAAGAUAUGGAUCUUGUGAAAGAAAAUGUAUCUGGUCAAUGUUGUCCAAUAUGGCAUUGUGAAUGUAACUGUGAAAACCUUGUUAUGCCAACUUGUGAAGUGGGAGAAUUUAUUACAAUCGACCAUAACUUUCAGAGUGACUGUGGGUGUGUACAGUAUAUCUGUGAAAAGGAUGAUGUGUGUGUAUUUCAAGAAGUAUCAGUAUUAAAUCCUGGACAAUCUAUGAUAAAGUAUUUGGAAGGGGACUUUUGUCAUACAACAGAGUGUCUAGAAGAAAAAGAUAACCAUACAGGCUUUCACACUCUGAACUUUACAGUGGUGAAUUGUUCAAAAGAAUGUGAUAUUCACCAGGCAUACACUCCAUCCCCAAGUGAUUUUGAUUGUUGUGGUACCUGCAAAAAUGUGUCCUGCAAGUUUUAUAUGGAAAAUGGAACAUCAUUCAUAUAUAAGGUAGGGAGUACAUGGCACUAUAAUUGCACCUCAUACGAAUGUGUUAAGACUGAUGAAGGGGCAAUGAUUCUGAACUACAGUGUGGUCUGUCCCCCAUUUAAUGAGACUGAGUGCAAAAUGAAUGAAGGGAUUGUAAAGUUAUAUAAUGAAGACUGUUGCAAAAUCUGCAAACGAGAAGAAAGAAUAUGCCAGAAAACGAUCAUUAAAUCAGUCAUAAGGAAACAAGACUGUGUAAGCCAAAGCUCUGUAAAUGUGGCAUCUUGUGAUGGGAAAUGCCCAUCAGCUACCAUAUAUAACAUCAACGUUGAAAGUCACCUAAGAUUCUGCAAGUGUUGCCGUGAGAAUGGAGUGCGAAACUUGACCGUGCCUCUCUACUGCUCGGGAAAUGGCACUGAAAUUAUGUAUACUCUCCAGGAACCUAUAGACUGUACAUGCCAGUGGAAUUAAACUCUUGGAUCCUGAGAAUUAUAUGCAAUCUUGUAAUGUCAUGUGAAGCUAACUUUUAUCACUAUUUAGACA
Messenger RNA from Tupaia belangeri chinensis (Chinese tree shrew), 7092 nucleotides. It is a transcript of the gene OTOGL, whose product is annotated as otogelin like. NCBI's taxonomy places the organism in Eukaryota, Metazoa, Chordata, Mammalia, Scandentia, Tupaiidae. Gene Ontology annotation, molecular function: alpha-L-arabinofuranosidase activity; protein binding. Gene Ontology annotation, cellular component: extracellular matrix. Bases 1 to 7020 code for a protein of 2339 amino acids. The transcript has 58 exons. Gene Ontology annotation, biological process: L-arabinose metabolic process. The record is from RefSeq and is a predicted model, not a curated record.